AAAAAAUAUUAUAAAACAUUCUAGAAAAGUAUACAAUCUUAAUUUAUAUAAUUGUGAUUUAAUAGAUGAUUGGGAUUUGAAUCAUGAAUAUAUAGAUGAAGAAGGAAAACUAAUAAAAUUGAGUGGAUAUGUUUUUCAAAAUAUAGUAAGUACGGAUUCUAUGCCUACAGUGAAUAUAACUGAUUGGAAACUUAAAGGAUCGUGUAGUUAUGAUAAUUAUAUAUGUGGUGCAUUAAAUUAUAUGAAUAAUAUAUAUUCUAAAGGAGAUCGAGUUAUAUUUGAUGGUAAAAUAUAUGAAGCGACAACUGAGGUAUAUGAGACACCUAAGAGUAUGGAGAAUUUAUGGAUAGAAAAAACAAAUGAUUGUUAUGAUUUUUGA
Messenger RNA from Plasmodium gaboni, 379 nucleotides. Its product is annotated as putative secreted ookinete protein. The annotation marks the transcript as partial. The record is from RefSeq and is a predicted model, not a curated record. Lineage: Eukaryota; Apicomplexa; Aconoidasida; Haemosporida; Plasmodiidae. The transcript has a single exon.